Messenger RNA from Fusarium graminearum PH-1, 930 nucleotides. RefSeq lists its product as uncharacterized. The record is from RefSeq and is a predicted model, not a curated record. The transcript has a single exon. The coding region runs from base 1 to 930 and encodes 309 amino acids. Lineage: Eukaryota; Fungi; Ascomycota; Sordariomycetes; Hypocreales; Nectriaceae. Gene Ontology annotation, molecular function: catalytic activity.
AUGCAACAGGAGUCUUUCAUCACCAAUGAUGGCUGCAAAAUUGCCUUUAAGACGUCCAUGCCACUGAGUGAUACAGUGGGGGCUGCGCCUAGAAAUUGUGUAUUGCUCAUGCAUGGAUUCAGCGGUUCUAGUGAUUACUUUAUCCGCAAUUUCACGACUCUCAGCAACAAUGAAUGGGUUGUAGCCCCUGAUAUGCGUGGCCAUGGAGAUUCUGACCGAACUCGUGGAGGAUACCACGUUGCUCGAUUGGCAGUUGAUCUUGCUGGCCUCGUCGCACACAUUCGCAAGUCAGCGCCCAACGUCAGCUUCGUCCCUGUCGGAUGUUCCAUUGGUGCUGCAGUCCUCUGGACAUACAUCGAAUUGUUUGGAUGCAGUGACUUUGCCGGACUCGUCUUUGUUGACCAGGCACCCUUACAAGAUCGGUCGGCGUUUGAUGAAUGGGACCAAUCCAAAGCACACACUGGAUGCUAUGACGAAAAGACAAUGCAAUCGGCACAGCAUAGUUGGAUCCACGACUCCAAGGCGGCGCAUCUGGACCUGGCAUUGGGAUGUUUGGGUUAUCGACACGCCCCCAGAGAAGAAGACAUGGUUUCAGCAGAGCAGCAGGCAAAGGACGAAACCUUCUUCACAGAGAUCAGUGCUCGUUGCGAUCAAAGUUGGUUGGCGCGACUACUAGCAGACCAUACUCGCUACGAUCACCGCGAAGCCAUCGAAAGAAUCACAGUUCCCACCUUAGUUAUGGCUGGUAGACGGUCAAGCUGCUUUCCACUUGAGGGGAUGCUCGAGACUGUGAAGCGGGUCGAAACCUCGAAGCCAGGCCUUGCACGGUCAUCAGUAUUUGAAUCUGGGCACUGGCUAUUUUAUGAAGAACCGGAAAAGUUCAACAAGGAAAUCAUUGAGUUCGUCAACAUGUAUUCGACAUUGGAAUAA